GGUCCUCAAAUCUUUACUUCAUUUUCUUGCCUUUCAAAAUACAUAUUUGCAUUUAAUUCAUAUCUCCUUCAAGGCUGAGGAAUUUAUGAAGACUUUACCCAGGACGGUGAAAGCUGAAGACCCUCAGCUCCCAAAAAUGAGAAAAAGAAGAAAAGCCUAUAAAAAAUGGAAACUCUUGAAUCCCACAAUAUGUGAACCUCAGCCUGCUAAUCAAGCAUGCCAAAAAAAUGUAAAGGGUCUUGAAAAGGAAGUCAAAGGAGAAACCUCAGAGGCUGUGUUUCAUCAAACUGGGGCAUUAGGGAAAUCUAAGGAAAAUGGAGAAGAGUGUACAUCUGCUUCUAGGACUGAAAGGCAGAAUUCCUCUUUUCUCCCUAAAGAUAAGAAGCGACCUCCAUCUGGCAGUAAAAUAAGUAGGGAGAAGGAAAAUGAUGAUUCUUUCCCGUCCAUUUCUCAUCAACUAAGGAAAGUCUUUCCAGUGGUCAUGUUUAAUGACUGUGAAGAAUCAUUGUCAGAAAAAAUUACACUGCAGGAUUUCCCGAACACAAUAGAAGGCUAUGAACCAGCAAAAGGCAAAAUUAUCACAGAAGUAAAAUGUGGGAAUUUCUAUAUUCAAGUAGCAAACAAGAAUAGAAUUUUCUGUAAAACAGAAAUGCGAUUCCCAACAAAAAAGAGAUGUCCAAAAUGUCACCAGUGUUACUCUGUCAGACAUAGUCCAAGAUGUUACUCUUCUAGAAGCCGCUCUUAUAAUUACAAGAAUAUAUUGAUAGAAGAACUAAAAUCUGAGUCUUUGUCUAAAUACGAAGAAGAAACCACCAGAACUGAGAACCAACCCUCACUAAAAGUUAGCAUUGUAGGAAAAGGAAUUAACAUCAAAUAUGUGAGUAAGAGGCAGAAUAUAAUAAUUAAUAUAACUCAUCCUAAAAGAAGGGGGAGGACAGCUAAAUACAGAAACGUUUCCUUUGAUCACACGACUAAAGAAUGUUCCAGGUCUUCUGCACAAUUGGGCAUUGGGCUACCUGAAAAGCGGCAGCUUGAAAACCAGCAGCGGAGUCCGGAUUGCUCGCAUGUCUCUCCUCCCAUGGCCUUUGCUGUCCAGGAGGAGAGUCGUGACACAGUUGUGGUUUCUCUGGGCUCAACCCCCAGGAGGAGGAAUAAGCUUGAUGCACUAUCUGCAGUCUUAGAUGACUGUGAGUUAGAAGCUGCCGUCUCUCAGCAGAAGGACUCUAAAAUUAGUCAUCAGGGCACCCUGCAAAAGAAACAUCUCUUUGAAGCUGCGACUCUUCUCAAAAAUGUUUUUCCUAUAUCACAUGAGGCCCUAAAGACCACAGGUUUAAGUGAAACAGACUUAAGUAAAAUGCCUUUUGAGGAUCCUAAAGAUGUAGCUAGCGACAGAAAAACCAACUUUGAUAUUCCAGAAAAUAUCACAUCGAACUCAUAUACGCAGCAAAGCACAGAAGGAAUAAAUAACUUGCCAAGUACCAUUACUAAUAUCUUCCCAGUUCUGGACAGCAAAGACUCUGACUUCUAUUCUUCAUCUUCUCUCAAUGCAAAGCACAUAGGAGAAAAGGCAGCCAACACAUAUUGCAAAGGCAGCAAAAUUCCACCUGCAGAAUACUGUGAGAACUCAAAUUCCAAGUCUUUCCCUUCCAGUCAGAACACUGUGACAUCUUCCACCCCAUUCUGUCCAUCCCACUGGGCCACCAGACAUUCAGAACCUAAAGAGAACCCUGGGGAUACAUUUUCCUUUGAUCACUGUGCUGAAUGUGUGAUACACCAUGAGGAAGCGCAGGUUGAUGUGACUGACAGAGACGUUAACAAAGCCGCUUUACAGAGUGACUCUCGUACAGAUGCGCAGCGACUGUCGGAAAGGAAGAGUGCACAGGGUCCAAGUCUCAGCCUCAACAGUCGUAGCCACAGCUCUGUGGAAUGGGGCCAAGCAGAGUCCCAGGCAAGCUGUGUGGAGACAGUAGCCCCCAGCAAUGCAGAAGUGUUGGUCAUGGCCUCGAUAGCUGAUGAGUUUGAGCAGAGAUUAAAUCUUCAAAAUGAUAAAGAAAGCUUGGCUGAUUGUGAGUGUCCCUUAGGAACAAAAAACCUUAAAGAGUUACCCCGCUUUCUGGAAAAUGUUGAAAAGGACACGUUCCUCAUGAGGCCAGUGGCAGAGACUACGUGCCACAGAGAUUUUGAAGACCUAUCAGCUGAGAAUCAUGAUGAAACCUGUUUUCAAAUGGAUUUCCCACCAAACACUGCUGAGUUCAAGUCUGCCGUGUGUGCCACAGAUAAUCUGUUUCUUAUUGAGAAACCACCGACCAGUGAUGCAGACCAACACAGUAACCGUGAUGAAAUAAACUUUGGACUCACCAGCUCUAAACAGAAGGUGGCAGAGUGCCAAAAAAUUGCAUCGAGAAGGCCAAAUUCUGCAGAGGAUAAAAAUGGUCCAAAGGAAAAUUACUAUCACCGAAUAGACAUACUGCGUUCACCUCAGAAGCAAAAGAUUUUGAGAGAUUGGAAUUUGGAAAUAAAUAGCCUCUUCAAGUUACCCCAGGAACUGGCUCCAAGAGGUUCAAGGGCCAGUGAUGGUUCCCAGGAGGAAGCAAUAGACCAGUGGGCCAGGAGGAGGCAGCAAUUCAAAGGCCAAAGAUGCAGCUCAGCAGGGGGAAGUUCCUUUGCCAGCAACAUCACUGAAGAAUCCAUCACCUCAGAAGACAGCCGUUCUGUGGAUCUUGGCUUUCGAGUUGAUAUCGAGGCAAACGGUUUCUACACGGAGAAUUUCCAUUCAGCAGCCUGGGUUUUUCGAGGGGAUGAUGGGAAUCCUGAGGACAGUCCCAGGUGCCUUAGUAAAAAGCCCAGACCAGCAGCGGUUCGAGAGCGAACUGUGAGGCUCUUCAAAGGAGCUGGCGAUCCCUGGGGCUUCCGAAUUCAGUUCUCCAAACCGAUCGUGGUAACGGAAGUGGAUGCUAACAGCGCCGCGGAGGAGGCCGGGCUCCAGAUCGGAGACGUGGUGCUGGCUGUCAACGGCACCGAGGUCGCCAGCGUGGAGCACGCAGAAGCUGUGCACCUUGCAAGGAAAGGCCCAGACAUCUUGACUCUGGUGGUGGGAUCUGACAUCAGCCGCUGUCCCAAUACCCCUUGGCCCACCUGCCGCGGCUACCUACACAAGAGGACUCACUCUGGGUUCGUGAAGGGUUGGCGGAAGCGGUGGUUUGUGCUGAAGCAUGACGGCUGCCUCCACUAUUACAGACACAAGAAGGAUGAAGGAAAAUGCCCACCUCUGGAGGCAAUAAAAUUAGAAGGUGCAGCAGUUGACGUUGACAGCAGUUUGGGAAAACCAUUUGUGUUUAACUGUGUGCCUCAGUCUGGAAACAGAACUUUUUGCCUCUGUGCAACCUCAAACCAAGAGAUGAAAAGGUGGCUUGAGGCAAUGGACAAAGCGGCCCAUCCCGUCCGCCUGAACCAUGUCUGGGAAGACGUCACUCUGCACAACAGUGGCCUCCCACCCCUGGCUAUCAAGAACCCAGAGUGCCUGGGCCUCCUGCACCGACUGCACGGAAGCACAGACGUGUGGGUCCAGCACUACUGCGUCCUGAAGGAUGGCUGCUUGUACUUCUACGCCGGCCUCCGCUCCGCCCAGGCCUCAGGUGGCCUGUAUCUGCAAGGAUAUAGGGUGAAUGAGCAGACCCUUAGCUUCAAGGAAUCAAUAAUUGAACUUAAACCUCCAUCUGAAGAGUUAAAGACUUUCUAUUUCUGUGCAGAAAAUAAAACAGAAAACCAACGCUGGAUUACAGCUCUGGAAAUGUCUAUCAAGAAAUGGCUUCCUUUGCAUCAGGCUAUUCAAGACUUCAUUAAUCGACCUCUAGAGGAGACCAGAAUGUGAAAGGAACCCUAAUCUUAAGAGAAAAGAUCCACAAAAUCAUCACCAGGUGGUUGUGGGAAAAAACGAAAACAUUUGUCAUUAUAUAGCUUUUCAAAUGAAUGGUUCUCCAAAAUAGUAAAACCCUGUGAUAAGAUUAUAAUUUUGUUUUUGAGCUAAAGCACCAGAAUCGAAAGUGACAUUCAAAUAAUACAAUUUAUAUCAACAUCAUGAAUACCACCCCCCCAUCAUAUAUUUCCUCCUCAGGCUAUACGUGUUAGCAUCAAAAUAUACCAUGCUCCAUACCCCUGUCUUUUGAAAGCAAAAAUACAACAAAAGUUGAUUUAUUUUAUUUUCUCUUUUAUAUUCUUUCCUGAAUGUUCUUCUCUGUGCUUUAGCUAUAAGCUUCUUAGAAUGCCUACAGGCCAUGAUGUGGGAAGCUGAUAUUUGGGAAAAUUAAGAUCAUGGAAAUGAAGUGGCUUAAAUGAUGAAUAAAUAAUUCAGCUAAACAAGGUCCUCUCUGUUAGGUCAUCUUACAAUCAACUGACUCAAGUGACUCCCAGGUCUUUCCACAUGAAAGAAAAUAGUAAUAUUGUUGUUAUAAAAAUAAAACAAGGAAAGAACUAGACUAAAUUUGGAGGAGAAAAACGCAAAGGCCUGGGUCUUAUUAUUACCCAAAUAUUUAUCAGACUGUAUGGGGCAAACACAAAAAUAAUUCAAAAUGUCCUGCCCUUGAUACUGAAAGUAACAUUCAGAGAAAAGGAAAGUGAAUUCUAGUCAAUGGGUUCAUUUCUCGGGGGAACAAUCUCUAUGUGUAUCCAAGAUUUGUGAUGCUUUGG
Messenger RNA from Molossus molossus (Pallas's mastiff bat), 4686 nucleotides. RefSeq lists its product as uncharacterized. The transcript has 13 exons. The record is from RefSeq and is a predicted model, not a curated record. Lineage: Eukaryota; Metazoa; Chordata; Mammalia; Chiroptera; Molossidae. Gene Ontology annotation, molecular function: protein binding. The coding region runs from base 86 to 3871 and encodes 1261 amino acids.